AUGGAAGGUGUUGACGAAGAAGUGUUAAUAUCCCUAGUUGAAGCAAAACCUGUGAUAUGGGACAAAACUUUAGAAAUUUAUAAGGAUAGAAAUUCAACAAAGAAAGCCUGGGAAGAAGUAUGUUUAGCACUCAAUCCGGAUUUAGAGAACAAUGGCGAUGGAGAAAAAAAUGCAUUUGGCAACAUCGUUACCUUAAAAGCUAACAUUAACAUGUGCGGUAUGAGUAUUGAAUGGAAUCAUUUGACGAGAAGACAAAGAAAAGGUCUAAGGUUAUUGUAUAGGCACGGGUGCACUUGCAAAAUACGAAAAUGUUCACUUGGAAAACGCUGUUACAGACAACGAGAUAGUUGCAUCUGGAGGAAUUCCUGCGAAACAAAAGAAGGAAUCUGUUUACGACAACCAAACAAAUCCUGCAUGUGGGCUAGGACGAGAGCUCUAACAACGUGUUCAAGAGAGUGGCGUCGUAACGUAACGAUGAGUUCUUCUUAUCAUCAGUACAACAACUUUGCUUUCCACCAUUAG
Diabrotica balteata is the source of this 522-nucleotide messenger RNA. The record is from the annotation of a GenBank genome assembly. Lineage: Eukaryota; Metazoa; Arthropoda; Insecta; Coleoptera; Chrysomelidae.